Messenger RNA from Colletotrichum godetiae, 2189 nucleotides. Its product is annotated as metallopeptidase family M24. Gene Ontology annotation, biological process: proteolysis. Gene Ontology annotation, cellular component: mitochondrion. The record is from RefSeq and is a predicted model, not a curated record. Gene Ontology annotation, molecular function: metalloaminopeptidase activity; manganese ion binding. The transcript is spliced from 2 exons. Lineage: Eukaryota; Fungi; Ascomycota; Sordariomycetes; Glomerellales; Glomerellaceae. Bases 352 to 1851 code for a protein of 499 amino acids.
AAAAAGACUUAUACACUCACUCACUCUCAUCUUCACUGCAAAUUCUCAUCCACUCGUCAUUGUGGCACGAUACCUAAAAGGGGAGGGGACAUCUAGGUUACCCGUGUCACUCAAAAUCCGCAUGCGUUCGCCAUUGACGAGUCAGAACUGAGCAGUGAGCACCCAAAUUCUCCUACACUGCUUCCGUAGUACCGUACCUUACCUUAGGUUGCCCGUGGUUAGCACCUCCGGUCAUGACCUCAUCCGAACCGUAGAGCCCGUCCAUCGUCCGCGUCCGCGUCCACCUCCCUUGUCUGACUCUCUCACCUCACACCCACCACCCACUCACAUCACAAGUGACAAGACCCGGUCAUGAACGUCUCACGGCCGGUGAGCCGCGCCCUCCGUGCCGCCCCGAGGUUACGCCCGGCAUCACCAUGGCGCCGGCCUCUGCCACCCUCCUCCGCCGCUGUCGGCCGUCAGCUCCGGCCCUACUCCGACGUCUCUGCCGGCGAUCUGCAGUUCGGCCAGCCGGUACAUGAGACUCACCCUCACAUUCUCAAAGCCGGAGAGAUCACACCCGGCAUAACAGCCCAAGAAUACCACGACCGCCGCGCCCGACUCGCCGAGCGCCUCCCAGAUAACGCCGUCGCCGUCCUCGCCGCCGCAGACCUCAAAUACCGCUCGGGCGCCGUCUUCUUCCCCUACCGCCAAGACUCCAACUUCCUCUAUCUCACCGGCUGGAACGAGGGCGACUCGGUCGCCGUCAUCCGCAAGACGGGCAAGGACUACGGCGACUACGAUUUCCACCUCUUCGCCAAACCAAAGGAACCCGUCGCGGAGCAGUGGAUGGGCGCCCGCAACGGCGUCCAGGCCGCGCUCGACAUCUUCAACGCAGACAAGGCCGACGACAUUGCCCGCAUCGACCGCUGCCUCCCCGAGAUCCUAAAGGGCGCCAGCAGGGUCUACACCGACAUCCCGAAGCCGGGUAGCAGUAGCGAACCCGCGGGCAACGGCAGCAGCAAGCUCGCCAACCUCAUGAACUCGGACAAAUCCUGGUUCCCCUCUGUCCGGAUCCCGCUCUACCCCGUCAUCAACCAGCUCCGCGCCAUCAAGUCCCCCGCCGAGAUCGCCAACAUGCGCCGCGCAGGCCAAAUCUCCGGCCGCGUCAUCACGGACGCCAUGCGCCGCGCCUGGACCCGCGAAAAGGACCUCCACGCUUUCCUGGACUACCGCUUCACUGCCGACGGCUGCGACGGCCCCGCCUACGUCCCUGUCGUCGCGGGCGGGCGAAACGGCCUGUGCAUUCACUACGUCGUCAACAACAACACCGUCCCGCAGGACGAGAUGCUCCUCGUCGACGCGGGAGGCGAGUACGGCACCUACAUCACCGAUAUCUCGCGCACCUGGCCCGCCGCCGGGAAAUUUACGCCCGCCCAGCGGGACCUCUAUGAGGCUGUAUUGACGGUCCAGCGGUCCAGCGUCGCGCUCUGUCGCGAGGAUGCCAACCUUUCACUAGACGAGAUCCACGAGCACACCUCGGCGGGGCUGCUCGAGCAGCUUAAGAGUCUAGGGUUCGAAGGGAUCACGUCACGCGACGUCGACGUGCUCUUCCCGCAUCACGUCGGGCACUACGUCGGGCUGGACGUGCACGAUGUUCCCGGGUACGGCCGGCGGACGCCGCUGAAGAAAGGCCACUGCGUAACGAUCGAGCCGGGCAUUUAUGUCCCGGACACGGACCGGUGGCCGGAGCAUUUCCGGGGUAUGGGCGUGCGGAUCGAGGAUAGCAUCUGCGUGGACGAGACGUCACCGUAUAUUUUUACGACGGAGGCCGUCAAGGAGAUUGCUGAUAUUGAGGCUCUGAGAGACUAAGAGAAAGAGAAAGGGAAGGAGAUAGGGGCCGGGCGACGUGGUGUACCAACAUUAGUGAAACCCUGUAAACCUCCGUGUAUCCAUCGCUGUAACAACAUAGUAACGAUACCAAAGUGGCACCAUAAACUGUGCCGUUACACAAAGAGAAGCCAUUCCGCUUUUGCUGGUCGAGUAUCGUCCCACUUCGUCCACCGCUGAGGUCGCAACAGAAAGGAGAUUUGUAAUUAUGCAACUUGGUUUCUCCAUAGGCUAAAAUCUCGUAUCAACGCUCCCAUAUCUACUAAAUUGGACCAGGACCUUUGUUUCCUACCGGAGCUCAGAAGGCCAAAGGGGGCAAG